CCGUGAUGCCCUGCGGCGCGCCGGACGUGGGAGACCUGGGCCAUGCUGCGCGCGCUGCGAGUCCUGGGUGGGGGGCCCCUGUGUGGGCCUCCGGCCCCGCUGGUGCUGCCCGUGCGGGGCCGCAAGACCCGCCACGACCCUCCGGCCAAGUCCAAGGUCGGGCGCGUGGCGACCCCGCCCAAGGUGGAUCCUGUAGAAUUAUUCUUGCUGACGGAGCGUUACCGGCAGUACCGCCAGACGGUGCGUGCCCUCAGGCUGGAGUUCGUGUCCGAGGUGCGGAAGAAGGUGCACGAGGCUCGGGCCGGGGUCCUGGCAGAGCGCAAGGCGCUGCAAGAUGCUACCGAGCACCGCGACCUGAUGGCCUGGAACCAGGCGGAGAACCAGCGGCUGCACGAGCUGCGGUUAGCGAGGCUGCGGCAGGAGGCGCUGGAGCAGGAGCAGCGGCAGGUGGAGGAGAAAGCUCUGCGGGCCAGAGAGGCGCAGGCCUGGGCGCAGCUCAAGGAGCAGGAAGUGCUGCAGCUGCAGGAGGAAGCAAAAAAUUUCAUCACUCGAGAGAACCUGGAGGCACGGGUGGAAGAAGCUUUGGACUCGCCGAAGAGCUACAACUGGGCCAUCACCAGAGAGGGGCUGGUGGUCAGGCCACAGCACAAGGGCUCUUAAGGGCCCAGUAAGGACAGCAGCCACCUAGGGACCAUGUGUGUCUGGGGUAGGAGGGUCGGGCCUGAUCUGCAAUAAACGUGUUGAUGUUUCUUAUGAAGAAGGAGGCUCAACCUGUUCGGUGUGGCCCUCACAUUGUGGCCUCUGCACCCACCACUUGGUCAGACAUUCCCGUACACAGUGUCCUGUUCUGCACCUGUGUACAACUCAGCAAAGCACCAGACCUUAGACGUUCCUGUCUCACAGAGGAGCAGAAUGGACCAUCGUCCCCUUAGGCAACCAGGUCAUCUACUAAGUGUCAUCAAGGACAAGGACAGUGGUUGGCAAAUUAGAGUCCUUGGGCACAAUCUGGCCCACUGCCUAUUUUUUGUAAAUAAAUUUUAUUGGAACACA
This is a messenger RNA of Ailuropoda melanoleuca (giant panda), 1050 nucleotides long. It is a transcript of the gene MRPS26, whose product is annotated as mitochondrial ribosomal protein S26. Lineage: Eukaryota; Metazoa; Chordata; Mammalia; Carnivora; Ursidae. The record is from RefSeq and is a predicted model, not a curated record. The transcript is spliced from 4 exons. Bases 43 to 660 code for a protein of 205 amino acids. Gene Ontology annotation, cellular component: mitochondrial small ribosomal subunit.